Messenger RNA from Trichomycterus rosablanca, 443 nucleotides. RefSeq names its product histone H4. The transcript has a single exon. Gene Ontology annotation, cellular component: nucleosome. Gene Ontology annotation, biological process: nucleosome assembly. The record is from RefSeq and is a predicted model, not a curated record. Lineage: Eukaryota; Metazoa; Chordata; Actinopteri; Siluriformes; Trichomycteridae. The coding region runs from base 15 to 326 and encodes 103 amino acids. Gene Ontology annotation, molecular function: DNA binding; protein heterodimerization activity; structural constituent of chromatin.
CGAGAGCAGUAACGAUGUCCGGAAGAGGAAAAGGCGGCAAAGGUCUUGGAAAAGGAGGCGCUAAGCGUCACCGCAAAGUUCUCCGUGAUAACAUCCAGGGUAUUACUAAACCCGCCAUCCGCCGUUUGGCUCGCCGUGGCGGUGUGAAGCGUAUUUCCGGCUUGAUCUACGAGGAGACCCGCGGUGUGCUCAAGGUUUUCCUUGAGAACGUCAUCCGUGAUGCCGUCACCUACACCGAGCACGCCAAGAGAAAGACCGUCACCGCAAUGGACGUGGUGUACGCUCUGAAACGCCAGGGACGCACCCUGUACGGAUUCGGGGGUUAAACGUUCAGACCUCCACGCUAACACAACGGCUCUUUUAAGAGCCACCCAUAUUUUCUGCAAAAGAGAAAUUCCUUCUUGUUUAUUAUUAUUAUUAGUGUUUAGUAAUAGCACGUUCAC